AGAAGCUGAGAAGCUGAGAACGGGCUCGCGCCUGGAGCUGGGAGCUGUUCCAGGAAAACAUGGUGCUGAAACCUGCACCGACCUAAACACCGCGCGUGUUAAACGAUCUACAUAAAUCCGUCCGGUGAAUUGUGUGUAUCACCGGUUCCAGGGCGAAGUAAGGGGGAAGGCGCUGACCACAACGCACACAUUUCUGGACGCAUCUACAGAUACACGACGACGACAGGGAGGAACGGAAGGUAACGGUGGUUUUCCCCUCCACCAAACCCCCACCCCCCACAACAAAAAUCCUCCAUCUUACUUUGAAGAUGGUAGAUACCUCACGCGCUAGAGCGCUGGUCUUGACUGAUUGAUAUCUGAUAUGCUUUGGACUGCGCGAGCCUGCUCUCUCCAGCGCUCGCGAGUCCCUGCACGAACGGACAAGCGUUUGAGGGAAGACCUUUACGGAUAUCAGGACCUACGCUUAUCAUGGCACGACAGAGGCAAACAAUUGUACAAUGGGUGUGGAGGAUCAGAUCACCAGCCUGGGAUUCCUAUUCUGUUACCUGCGUGGCACCGAACUGGACCGUUGCCUGGGUCAGCUCGUGCACUUUAAGCCUGACCAAGAAUCUGAUCUCUUUUUGUGUGGCUAAUUAGAAUUUUGCUGGGUUUUUUCUGAAGGACACUAUACGGAAGAGCACAACAGCUCGCUGGAAUACAGCCAACCCAUAUUGUAGGUUUUUAUUAAAGUUACAAAUGUCAACGUGCCACACAGGAGUCUUUAUGAGAGCUCGCAUCCUGUGUCAGUGUAUAAUUAGCUGGGUAGGGAGUCGAAUCACAAAGAGUCGAUUCUCCGAGUGCAUUCUUUGGAGUAGAUUUCAUACGGUUCGAAAGGAACAAUGGGAUAGCAAUUUAAAAACAAUCCACUCGAAUGAGCUAAGGGCUGUAAAUUAGGUUCCGAAUCAAAGUGUCGUUUACUCAUCAUGACUGUUCAAAUGAGGGCAGUAAAGUCAGUAAAUUUCAAGAAAUCUUGUAGUUCAAAUGUUUUUUAAAAUAAGCAUUAUUAAUUAAUAGUGCAUUUUAAACAGACAUGUUCUCAUGUCCCAUGUUUUAGAUUAGAAAAUUGAGCAACAUUGCUGUAUUGUGAGGAAUCAAUACCUGGAAUCGACUCCAUUGAUUACCAAAACCCUAGGCUGAGAAUUAGAGUCGACUCUAAAAUGCCCGGAAUCGAAUAUCCCAGGACUAGGCGACACGACAGUGGACCGUUAUGUCUGUAGAUUGUGUAGCGCGGUUUGAGCAGAAACAUUCUCAUGACAAACCUUUAUAUAUUUGUUAGCUUUAGCCGUCGGGGUGCGAACAGUGAUUGUGGUUAACCGAUUUGCGGCUAAUAAUUUGACUAGAAGAGAUAGUUUGCUACGCUAAGCGGUAAGGUGUUUUCCCUCUGCACCUCGUACAUCGUUAAGUGAGAAAAAACGGGCACAUGUGGUGCGCUGUCGGUGUCGGUGUUGGAUGGUGCCGGAGUUCGCUGAGCCGUUUACCGAUGCUGCGGCGCGAGGGAAAGCAGAGAGGCCGCCGCUGUCGCGUCUUGUUCAGUGACCUGAAGGCUUUGUUGCUCAGGCCACCACCGCCACCGGCACCGUCGGCCAUGAACGGAGCGCCAAACGCUCACGGUGCUUCUCCGACGGAGCGGACGCGGGACGAGGAUUCCCAUGACGCCGCCACCGCAGCCGAGUGGGCUGGAGAAGCGCAGCGGAGUGGCACAGAGAGUCCGGACGCCGGCAGCUCGAGCGAGGACUGCACCAAAGAGAAGUUCGACGAGAGAGCAAGUCUGGAGAGCUGCACGGAGAGCGGAGCGCGGACGCCGCUGUGCCGGAUCUGUUUUCAGGGCGCAGAUCAGGGUGAGCUGUUGAGUCCGUGUCGCUGUAGUGGCUCGGUGCGCUGCACACAUGAGCCGUGCCUGAUAAAGUGGAUCAGCGAGAGAGGCUCGUGGAGCUGUGAGCUGUGCUACUACAAGUACCAAGUCAUCGCCAUCAGCACCAAGAACCCGCUACAGUGGCAGGCGAUCUCUCUGACAGUUAUCGAGAAGGUGCAGAUUGCAGCGGCGGUGCUCGGUUCGCUCUUCCUCAUCGCCAGCAUCUCGUGGCUCGUGUGGUCUUCACUCAGUCCCUCGGCUAAGUGGCAGCGCCAGGACCUGCUCUUCCAGAUCUGCUACGCCAUGUAUGGCUUCAUGGACCUGGUGUGCAUCGCUCUGAUCGUGCACGAGGGACCGUCUGUGUUUCGCAUCUUCCACCGCUGGCAGGCUGUGAAUCAGCAAUGGAAGGUGCUCAAUUACGACAAGGUGAAGGACUCAGAGGACCCUCAGAAGGGCAGCAGCACCCUCCGCUCCCUCACACUGCCCCUGAGUAUUCGGGGAGGGGUGGCCCCACCCACUUCGCCUUCUCCCUCUAGCUCUGCCCUCACUUCAGCUGCCACGGUCACCAUCACCCCCGGCACGACCGUGCCAGCGGUCACCGAUGCUCCAGAGGACUCCUCUGAGGCGGAGCGUCACUGUGCAUACAGCCUGCUGCAGCUCCUCAGCCUCAACCUCCGAAACCAGGAGCCCAGAAAUGCCAUGACGCAGCCCAGAAAUGACAACCGUGAGCUGGUCAUGAGAGUCACCACCGUCUGAGACUGUGAGUGAAGACAACCUGGAGAUAUACGACAGCUUGCGAAGGGAAGAGUGAGAGUUGGAUCCAGAGGAAAGAGACGUUUGCUAGCAAAUGUGCUCAAGGUCCUUCUGGUACACUUUAGCAUUCAUGAAAGUAAUACAUUUUUGAGAGUAAAACAGAAAGGUUUGUUUAAAUAUUUUAGGAGGUGUCUAGUACACCUUCAAGGCCUUGUGAUGCGGUCUGUUCCGGUGUUACAACAGCGCUAAAGGUCAAGUUCAGAGUGAAGUGUUUUUUCUUUGUCUUUUUUAAACAAGAGGCUCAUUAGGGCUGAUGUUAAUACAUGGCCACACAAAGUGGUGUUUUUUCAAGCACAAGCUCCAACAAUGCAAUGCAGUGAUAAUAUGUAACACACACUAAAAACAUUCACAAGGUCAAAGUUGUCUGCUAUGAGACAUCACUAGGUAAAAUAUAUAUAUAUAUACACACACACACGCACACACACCUAAAUGAAAUAUUGUGGGCAAAAAGAGGUCCAAUUUUUCUUUAAUCCUAAACGUGUGUUUUAUAUCCAGUUUUCUUUGCACUACAAGAUUAAUGUAGCUAACGGGUACAGAAGGUCUAUUUCAAUGAUAAUACAGUUGUACUCUAACACUAUGCUGGCUCAUACAGCCUUUACAGGAGAAUACAUAGAUGUGUGCUUGAAUUUACAGAAAGGUUUAUGAGUAAGGUGGACUGAUUAUUUGUUAACUAUAUUAGUCUUGUAGUUCCUGUAUAAAAGUCAUUUUGAAGCAACAGAGUCAGUCGCAGAUCAGUGACUCUAUUAAGGGUGAGUGGAAAAUAGCCAAAAAAAGUUUUUCUGCCCAACUACAUUUUUAAGUUUACAUGUAAAACAAACUGGCUGCAUGAAGAACGGUCAGUAACGCUGUUAAUGGACUCUUUAUUCAACGAGAGACCGGUUUCCAUGGAGACGACCUGCAGCCACAUUGAACUAACAUGGCCUGAGUCUCCUGUUUGGACUCAUUUUGUUUACAUUUGUUAAAAUGUCAGAAAAGAAAAUACAUUGCUACAUUAAAAAAUGAAGAAUGAGUGCAAUAUAAAAAGAUGGAUUUGUCAUUUCUCUCGGGAGGGAGGGAGAUGGAGAGAGAGAGCAGGACGGAGGAAGGAAGGAAAUGAUUGACGAAGAGUGGGAAAAGCGAUGACAUCAUCGUUUCUGCCGUAGAUCAAUCUGGUGCACACGCUCUCAUGCACUCUCACUGAUUGGCCAUCCAGGACACACAUUCACGCAGGACGAUGCGUCUGUCUCCGACUCAGUGACACGC
Tachysurus fulvidraco (yellow catfish) is the source of this 3946-nucleotide messenger RNA. It is a transcript of the gene marchf4a, whose product is annotated as membrane-associated ring finger (C3HC4) 4, like. Gene Ontology annotation, molecular function: ubiquitin-protein transferase activity; zinc ion binding. Gene Ontology annotation, biological process: protein ubiquitination. The transcript has 4 exons. Lineage: Eukaryota; Metazoa; Chordata; Actinopteri; Siluriformes; Bagridae. The record is from RefSeq and is a predicted model, not a curated record. The coding region runs from base 1460 to 2647 and encodes 395 amino acids.